Messenger RNA from Bipolaris zeicola 26-R-13, 1410 nucleotides. RefSeq lists its product as uncharacterized. The record is from RefSeq and is a predicted model, not a curated record. The transcript is spliced from 7 exons. The coding region runs from base 1 to 1410 and encodes 469 amino acids. NCBI's taxonomy places the organism in Eukaryota, Fungi, Ascomycota, Dothideomycetes, Pleosporales, Pleosporaceae.
AUGUAUUGGAGCAGCUGCUACAUUUCUAAACUGACUCCUAAUUUUGUUUCUACCUUGGCCAAAACAGGUUGGCAUCACCAAAUGAAAGCACUGCGUGAUGCAAUAGGGAAACAUGUUACUCUCGAGACGUCCAUGCGCGUCCACAUGCCGAUACUGGGAUUCAGGACAUAUCAAUUGGAGUUCCACAUGGAACAUCUACUUCUAAGGCCAUCAAGUCAGAAUGAGGGCUCGGUUACUGAUGAAUCAAUAGCCGAUCUCUCAUUUCUCGAAUUAGCUAACGCUGAUGGACAGAUCGCUCCCCAUUCAAUAUAUCGAGGGCAUAUGACUCUCGUGAUAUGUGGUUGGAGUAACCUGCAGUGGACAGGGUAUGUUUUCAGCCAGGCUGACAAAGAUAACUUGAACACCGAGGACAUGGACGAGCUCAAAGGACAUUUCCUAACUUCCGAGUAUGGGUUCGACUUCAACACUCCUCCGCAAUCAAUCAAAACAUGGGAUGCAAGAAGAUACUGGCUGCGGUUAGUAGCGCAUCGUAUUCAGUAUGUGCUAAGAGAAUGGUUGUAUCUCGUACGAACAGUUGAAGAGGGCGUAGAAGCAUGGAAAUCACAAGACCCUUGCAACAGUGGUACAAAUAAGGACGCUGUCCUUGCUGAUUAUAUCAAAAGAUCUUUGGACAAGACCCUCCAAACGAUGCAGCUUCUGCGCCAGCUGCGUGACACGCUCUCAGCCACGCUUCGAGCUUACAAUCGCUUCACCAAACUAAACGGGGAUAUGUGCUACUUCUCAGAUAUCAGCGACUGCUCUUCUGUACAGAAUAGUAUUGUUGAGUCAUUUGAGAAGCUCACGGAUCUCUUGUCUAGACUUUGUUCACUCGAUGAUUCUUGCAAACGCUUUGCAACGCAUUUGGGACGCAUCCUCAAACUCGAAAACAACCGUUUGAUUAUACAAAGCAAUCAACUCGAUCAAGAGAGCAAUAUGUACCACCUGGCUACCCACAAACUCAACGAGCGCAUGCACAAACUAAACGAAGAGACAUGUGUUCUCAACAAGGAGAUGCGCGAACUUAAUGAAAGAAGCACAGAAGCGGCGUGUGCAAAUCAAGCAGAAGCCAUCAAGACCAGUAGUAGCACACGCGUGAAUGUCGAGUUACUAUUACUCACUACACCGUUUGGCAUGGUGCUCCAGUAUUUCGACUCUGAGGCACAAAUUCUAUUUUUUAAAAGAAGCCCUAAGACAUUUGUUCUGGCGACGAUCGUUCUAAUGUUGCUUCUUCGUUUGUUGGCCCUGGCGCUCCAGCACGGAGGUACCUUACUGCGCCUCCUUUACCGGAAGCCGUCCGUCACCCCCAAAAGAUCUCAGCCGCCGGGUCAGAAUUCAAAUACUAUCGAGCUGGAACAAACACAGAAUGUCUGA